This is a messenger RNA of Dictyostelium discoideum AX4, 1488 nucleotides long. RefSeq lists its product as hypothetical. The record is from RefSeq and is a predicted model, not a curated record. Gene Ontology annotation, biological process: transmembrane transport. NCBI's taxonomy places the organism in Eukaryota, Evosea, Eumycetozoa, Dictyosteliales, Dictyosteliaceae. The coding region runs from base 1 to 1488 and encodes 495 amino acids. The transcript is spliced from 4 exons. Gene Ontology annotation, cellular component: membrane. Gene Ontology annotation, molecular function: transmembrane transporter activity.
AUGUUUGAUAAAACAAAUAGUAAAGAGAAUGGCUUGACCAAUCAUGCUGUUAGUUUAAAUAGGUAUCCAACACCUAAAUACUAUUUUCCAAGAAGGUAUCUUCUUGUGAUGAUAGGUUUCCUCGGUUUAUGUAUGGCCUAUAUUUUAAGAGUUUUAAUUAGUACCACCGUAAUUGAUAUGCAAGCUGAAUAUAACUAUUCAAAUUCAUUUAAAGGAUUAUUAUUGUCAUCUUUUUUCAUGGGUUAUCUUUCAACUCAAUUACUUGCACAACCAUUAUGCGAUAAAAUUGGUGGCAAAAAGACAUUAUUAUUUGGAUUAACAUUAUCAAUUAUUUCAUCAUUAUUUGUACCAUUGGCAGCUCAAAGUAAAGUGGCAGUAGUUUUUGUAAGAAUAGUUACUGGUAUCACCCAAGGUAUUACUUAUCCAACAAUGAAUUGGUUAAUGAGUAGAUGGUAUCCAAUUUCUGAAAGAUCUUCAUUAGCUUCAAGAACAUGGACUGGAGCAUAUAUUGGUACGAUUUUAGUUGAUUUUAUAAGUCCAUUAAUUUUAGAGUAUUUAGGAUGGGAGAAGGCAUUUUAUAUAUUUGCAGGUACUGCAUUGAGUUGGACUUUAUUAUGGGCAAUUUUCAUUAAAGAUGAUCCAAAAGAUGUAAUUAUUGGUAUUCAUCCAAAUGAAUUGGCAUUUAUUAAUGAAACAGAAGAGAAACAACCAUCUGAAAAAUCACCAUUAAUUAAUAAAGCUCAAAGUUAUGGUUCUAUCAAUCAAGAGGUUGCUACAGGUGAUAGUAGAAGUGACUACUUUGCAUCAAAUGGUGCAUCUAUGGAUGAACAAGAAUCACAAUUAGUUAAACAAAAUGAUAUUGAAUUACCUUAUUUCAAAGUUGUUAAAAUUUUAUUAUCUUCAAAAGCAUUACUUACUUUAUUAUAUUUUAAUCUUGUUACAUCUUGGGGAUUUUAUUUACUUUUAAUGUGGUAUCCAACUUGGUUGUUAAGUGUUGGUGUUCAAACUGGUAUUGAAUUAUCAUUUUUUAAUGCAUUACCAUAUUUUAUUUCAGCAGUGAUUGCAAGUGCUAUGGGUGUCGUAGCUGAUAAAUUGAUGGCAAGAGGUGUAAAGAAAAUAAUUGUUCGUAAAGUUUUAGGUGUACUUUCAGCUGCAAUUCCAGGUGUGUUUUUAUUUUUAAUUGCUUUUUGUAAACUUUCAGAUAAAACUCAAAUUGCUUUCAUGGUAAUUGUAGUUUGUUCAAAUGGUUUAGCUGCUGCUGGUCCUCAAAUGGUUACUUUAGAUAUUUCACCAAGAUAUGCUGGUGUUACAAUGGGUAUUGGUAAUUUCGUUGCAACAAUUCCUGGUAUUCUCGGCCCAUUAAUUGCUGGUGUGUUACUUGAAAAAUUUAAUUCUAGUUGGACUCAAAUCUUUAGUAUGUCUGCUACUUUCUAUUUAUCUGGUGCUGUUAUUUGGGCAAUAUUUGCAUCAUCUGAUAAAGUUUUGUAA